AUGGAGCCGCCACCACGACCCUCGAGUUCGCUGUUCGAUGUCUUUCUGCGCCUGCGCCCUUCCAACUCGGGAAGUGCGCGCUUCCUCAGCGUCGAAGAGAGCGAGAACCAUCAUCCAACUCAUAUAACGAUACAACCGCCUACGCAAGAUAAACGCAAGCGCGCUGUUGAACGGUUCGCUUUCACGCAAGUCUUCGAAGAAGAUGCGCGGCAAAUGGAUUUGUUCAAGGGCACUGGUGUGGUUCCCAUGAUUGAAGGUGUCAUGGGCGCACCAGGCCACCACGGCCGAGAUGGACUUCUUGCAACGCUGGGUUGCACUGGCUCUGGAAAGAGUCACACGAUCCUUGGCACCAAAUCCCAGCGCGGCCUCGUUCAGAUGACACUGGACGUCAUUUUCCAAGCAUGCGACGAGCAGCUCGUACAAUCCCUCUAUGGCGCCCCGGCGUACUCCUCGCUCGCAAAUGCAGAUGUGUCAGAAGCACAAAUGUACACUGCGACCGCAUACAUCGAAAAUAUGUAUGGCGACAACAACCAGUCGGGUCGCUAUUCACGAGCGCAAACCCCCGUGGCAGAUUGUAGUAUAUUCUCCACAGGAAGCACAUACAAGUCAAACAAAAUGCCACGUCCGUCUACACUCCCACAAUCACCCUCGGUGGCCGAUAUCCAGAUACCUACAGAUCCGAGCGCAGAAUACGCAAUCGUCAUGUCAAUGUACGAAGUCUACAACGACCGCAUCUUCGACCUGUUGAGCGGAAACGCCUUGAAGAACAAACAGCCAAACGUGAAGCGCAGGGCGCUCCUCUUCAAGAGCACCGAGAAGAGUCCAGACCGAAAGGUCGUCGCUGGCCUCACCAAGAUCAUAUGCGGAAGCUUCGAGGAAGCUAUGAUGGUGCUGGAAACAGGUCUCAUGGAGCGCAAGGUCACUGGCACUGGAAGCAAUGCUGUGAGCUCGCGGAGUCAUGGCUUUUUUCACAUUGAGAUCAAGAAGAGAGACGCAGAACGCCAAGAUCCAUGGUCCAGCAGUAACCUUACCAUCGUCGACCUGGCAGGUUCAGAGCGUGCCCGAAAUGCUAAGACCGCGGGUGAGACGCUUGCGGAAGCUGGCAAGAUCAACGAGUCCCUCAUGUAUCUGGGUCAGUGCAUGCAGAUGCAGUCUGACAACCAAGGAGGUUCAAAGAACAUUGUGCCCUUCCGCCAGUGCAAACUCACGGAGCUCCUCUUCUCGAAUUCGUUCCCUGCCUCCGCCCGUCAAGCACAAUCGCACCGUCAGCCUCAAAAGUCCAUUAUGGUCGUAACGGCAGAUCCCAAAGGCGACUACAACGCCACGUCGCAGAUUCUCCGCUACUCCGCCCUCGCUCGCGAGGUCACCGUGCCACGAAUGCCAUCCACCUCCGACACAAUCGGUGUACCACUCAAGCGCCCUGGUACAGCCUCCUCAGGACGCGCGACCCCUUCAGGUCGCACAACACCCUCGGCUGUAAUGGAAGAGCUUGAAUAUGCCAACGCCGAAAUCGCACGCCUUACCUCGGAAAUCGAAAUCUUCGCUCUGCGCCUCACCGAGGAGACAGCUCGCAGGAAAGCAGCUGAAUUUUCCUGGGCCGCAGCCGAAGACCACAUGGUAGACCUCGAGCAAGAGAUCCGCGACGAAUGCUAUCUCGAAAUGGAAGCUGCUGUCGAGCAAGAACGCCGAAGAUGGCAGACGGCACUAGACAACGAACAAGACAACCAGCAAGCACACAUCGACUCCAAGAUCGACGUCGUCAUCCGCGCGACCAAGGCACAGAUGAAGCAAGAGAUCAAGGUGUACGAAGACCCAGACCCAGAACUCCGCGACCGGGUCGACGAACUGGAGCGAGAAAACGAGAUGCUGCGGGCCAGAUUAGAGGCCAGUGAGCGCGAGACGAUGCAGCGCUCUGCGAGUCCGAUCAAGAAGAUGAGGAUUCUGAAGAGCAAGAAGUGGCAAGAUCCUGAAAGCACGUUGGGGGGAUAUGGCAUCGACGAUGAAUGA
Messenger RNA from Alternaria novae-zelandiae, 2007 nucleotides. RefSeq lists its product as uncharacterized. NCBI's taxonomy places the organism in Eukaryota, Fungi, Ascomycota, Dothideomycetes, Pleosporales, Pleosporaceae. Bases 1 to 2007 code for a protein of 668 amino acids. Gene Ontology annotation, molecular function: microtubule motor activity; microtubule binding; ATP hydrolysis activity. Gene Ontology annotation, biological process: microtubule-based movement. The transcript has 4 exons. The record is from RefSeq and is a predicted model, not a curated record. Gene Ontology annotation, cellular component: kinesin complex; nucleus; microtubule.